This is a messenger RNA of Bursaphelenchus okinawaensis, 743 nucleotides long. NCBI's taxonomy places the organism in Eukaryota, Metazoa, Nematoda, Chromadorea, Rhabditida, Aphelenchoididae. The record is from the annotation of a GenBank genome assembly.
AUGUUCCGUAAUUUUUUGAAGAGGUUUAAAAAGAAGAAGGUGGAGAAGGGUAAGUUUGUGUAUUUUUGUAGCAUUGUAGUAAUUUUUUAGCUUUUAUAAUUGUUUCCUUUUAUUUAUUUAUUUUUUACUUUCUGAUUUUAGAGGAUUCGAAGAAUGAUGACACCCUAGAUGGUGUCAAGAGCUUGCCCUAUGAGGGUACAACUGAAGAUGAGGAAGCGUUACCCUCCCCGUCUGGUCAAUUAGCUGGACCGUCUACGAAGACUCGUAAGCCAACCGAGACACCAGUCGCCCCAAAAACGACUGUUAAUAACGUAAGUUGACAUUUGAGUAAUUUUUAUAAAAUUUUUAGUAGCUUUAUAUUAUUUUUAUGAGUAGUGCAAUGUUGUUAUAAUCAUGACUACUACUUUAAUUUGUUUAGUUUCUAGGUGGUCGAAGCGAACCUAUCUAAGACCAACGUCGGCACAAAAACAAAGAAGAAGCACGUAAAGAACUCUGGAAUCUAUUUGGAGAAGGAAGCCAAAUUACAGUAAGGUUUAAAUGUUUAGCAAACACGUGGAUUUAGCUUAGUAAAGUUAGGUUUUUUAGAUUGAGGUUAGUCAGACUAGAUUUGGUAAACAUUUAGACUUAGACUUAGUAGGCUGGGCUAACUAAGAGUUCUUACAAUUUUAAGCUUUAACAUAUAUUGGAAACCACCCUUUAACUAAUGUAUACAUUAUAGACGAAGAAGAAGCGGAGUGCUCUAA